Messenger RNA from Phyllostomus discolor (pale spear-nosed bat), 1711 nucleotides. It is a transcript of the gene EMX2, whose product is annotated as empty spiracles homeobox 2. Gene Ontology annotation, molecular function: DNA binding; DNA-binding transcription factor activity, RNA polymerase II-specific. The coding region runs from base 401 to 1162 and encodes 253 amino acids. Lineage: Eukaryota; Metazoa; Chordata; Mammalia; Chiroptera; Phyllostomidae. The record is from RefSeq and is a predicted model, not a curated record. The transcript is spliced from 3 exons. Gene Ontology annotation, biological process: regulation of DNA-templated transcription; brain development; central nervous system development.
CCUUCUGCAGAGGAGAGAAAACUUUUUUUGCCUCCCCCAAGAAACUCCCCCCUCCUCCCUGUCUCUAACUCCGACCCCCCCCCCCCCACGCCAUCUCGCCAAAAAAAAAAAAUUACCCCAAUCCACGCCUGCAAAUUCUUCUGGAAGGAUUUUUCCCCCUCUCUCCAGGUUGGGCGCUUUUGGUGCAAGAUUCCCGGGAUCCUCGGCUUGGCCUCUCCCUCCCCCACCCCCUCCUUUCCUUUUUCCUUUCCUUUCUUUCUUCCCUUCCUCCCCCCACCCCCACCCCAAACAAACAAGUCCCCAAUUCUGGUCCGUCCUCGCCGCGGGCAGCGAGCGGCGGAGGCAGCGCGCCGCGGUCGCCGGGAGCCGGGAGCCCCAGGCGCCAGCUCCUCGGCGCAGCAUGUUCCAGCCGGCGCCCAAGCGCUGUUUCACCAUCGAGUCGCUGGUGGCCAAGGACAGUCCCCUGCCCGCCUCGCGCUCGGAGGACCCCAUUCGUCCCGCGGCGCUCAGCUACGCUAACUCCAGCCCCAUAAACCCGUUCCUCAACGGCUUCCACUCGGCGGCUGCCGCCGCCGCGGCCGGCAGGGGCGUCUACUCCAACCCGGACUUGGUGUUCGCCGAGGCGGUCUCACACCCGCCCAACCCCGCGGUGCCCGUGCACCCGGUGCCGCCACCGCACGCCCUGGCCGCCCACCCCCUGCCCUCCUCGCACUCGCCACACCCCCUCUUCGCCUCGCAGCAGCGGGACCCGUCCACCUUCUACCCCUGGCUCAUCCAUCGUUACCGAUAUCUGGGCCAUCGCUUCCAAGGGAAUGACACAAGCCCCGAGAGCUUCCUUUUGCACAACGCGCUGGCCCGAAAGCCGAAGCGGAUCCGAACCGCCUUUUCCCCGUCCCAGCUUCUGAGGCUGGAACACGCCUUCGAGAAAAACCACUACGUGGUGGGCGCCGAGAGAAAGCAGCUGGCGCACAGCCUCAGCCUCACGGAAACUCAGGUAAAAGUAUGGUUUCAGAACCGAAGGACCAAGUUCAAAAGACAGAAGCUGGAGGAAGAAGGUUCAGAUUCCCAGCAAAAGAAAAAAGGGACGCAUCAUAUUAACCGGUGGAGAAUCGCCACCAAGCAGGCGAGUCCCGAGGAAAUAGAUGUAACCUCAGACGAUUAAAAACACAAACCGAACCCCACAGAAACGGACUACACGGAGCAAAAUAGACAGGGAGAGGAGGGGAAGAAGGGAAAAAAAACCCCCCUGCAAAACAAAAACAAACCGCAUACACGCAUUCACCGAGAAUGGGAGAGGGAAUCAGAGAGACAGCGGCGGAGCGACGCAGACUUUGGGCAGCAGCGAGUGCGCAGGGUCUGGAUCGAUUGGAGGGCGCGCCAAGAAGGCGGAGGACAGAGGCUCCUUGACCGACAUGCAACCCUUGUCUACAGAGGCGGUUGAGUGAGACAGAGACAGAGAGAGACAGGGAGACAGAGACAGAGAGACAGAGAGAGACAGAGAGAGAUCCAAAUGUGGCAAAGCGGAAGGCGCUCUGACAAGGGGAGCUGUCAGUCAAACGCCAAGCCGGCGAGACAAGAUGAUUGGCAGGUAUUCCGUUUAUCGCAGUCCGAUUUUUUUUUAAAACGAUGAUAAUAAUGAUGAUAAAAGAAAAAACCCAACCAGACACAGGACUUUAUAUUUUGCACUUCGCAGUGUUGUUCCCCAAUCUUU